CGCGCAGCCAAUGAGCGCUCUGCACUGAUUUUCCGGUGGGCGGUCUCUGACGUCACCGUCUAGCGGUGCAUAGAGAGGAAAGAGGAGAAUUCCCUCUUAAAGAGACAUCCCCGUUAUUGGCUGGGUCCCCGGUAUCGGCCGGUGUGCGGAGGAGGAUGGUGUGCGGCGGCUUCACCUGCUCAAAGAACGCGCUAUGUGCGCUCAACGUGGUGUACAUGCUGGUGGGCCUCUUGUUGAUUGGAGUGGCAGCAUGGGGUAAGGGCUUUGGAAUCGUGUCCAGUCUCCACAUUAUCGGGGGAGUCAUCGCGAUUGGGGUUUUCCUUCUUUUCAUUGCCAUCAUUGGAUUGAUUGGAGCGGUCAGUCACCAUCAAGUGAUGCUGUUUAUCUACAUGGUCGUCUUAAUUCUCAUCUUUAUAUUUCAACUGGUGGUCUCAUGCUCCUGCUUGGCUAUGAAUAGCUCUCAACAGGAGCGUUUUCUGAAUGAAGCAUGGACUAAUAUGGGCAAUGUGACCAGAAGAGAAAUGGAGAAGAAUCUGAACUGUUGUGGGUGGUUGAAUACAACAGACAAGAGUGUACAGUUUAGAGGGGAGUUCUUACUUUGCACCGCGGAUUGUAAAAGUAAAAAUAAAUGUGAGCCGUGCGGAGAGAAAAUGUUGAACCAUGCUGGUGAAGCCCUGAAAAUCCUUGGGGGUGUAGGACUCUUCUUCAGCUUUACAGAGAUACUCGGUGUAUGGCUUGCAUUCAGAUACAGGAACCAGAAAGACCCUCGAGCAAAUCCCAGUGCAUUUCUAUAGUAUUAUAGAAGCUUCAGCGGCAACCCUUCAAUCAUGUAUUUAAUUUCACAGUUUCAGUCCUGUCUCUUAGCUGAUCAUUUCUAACCCUACAACACAGUGUUACUCUUAGUGAGGAGAAAGGGACAUGUGACAGGGGCAGACGUCAAACCAAGCUUCCCGAUUAUGGGGGCUUUUUUCAGGAAUGCAAUCGGACUACACUUUUAGCAGAUCCUUCAUGUUACAAAUAAAGCCGUUCUUAUGUUUGUGCGUGUGUUUUGGGGUACUGAGCAUCCAAUGGGAAAUCUGUGCAGGGAUAUUUGUUUUGUAGAAAUACUAAUACUUGUCCCUUGGCUCUCCAGUUUUACUUUACCAGUUUCCUUAAGUCUUAAAGGACCUAUCACUUGCCAUGUCUUUUAAAGGGCGGAUUGGAUAAAGGGUAUGUUGAUGUGUACAUAUAUGUAAAAAUACAUGCCAGUCAUCCUUGAAAUGAUGUUUUUUUUUUAUGCUCAUGGCAACGUAGAUUUAAAAAAAAAAAAAUCAACUUUAGCACCGAAACAUUAGUGAAAGUAUUGUAUGGCAAUAUUUUACAUAAAGAUCUGGAUAUUCUGAUACAGAAGAACUAUUGACUGUACAGGAAGGCUUUAAGAAAGCAACAUCAUCGUCAUCAAGUAUUUCAUUAAAAAAAAUGAUUAUAAUAAUUCUUAAAUAAUUUACAGAACACGUUAGGUUAAUGUCCCUUAAAAAUAGUGAAGCUUUGCUUUCUAGCAACACACAGGAGUGUAAUGUACAAGCAUCGUGCAUGCCUUCCCAUUCUGGUGUAUAGCCACACUUCCCAGCUCAAGCAAAAUCUAGUUAAAGGGGUACUCAACUGCCCCAGCGUUCAGAACAUUCUGUUCUGAAUACUGGGUGCGGGCUUCGAGAUGACACAGCCACGCCUCUUGUGAAGUCACGCCCCCUCAAUGCAAGUCUAUGGGAGGGGGUGAGGCAGAUGCCACGCCCCCUCCCAUAGACUUACAUUGAAUGGGCGUGGCAUGAUUUCAUGAGAAGCGUGGCCGUGACAUCUCAACGGCCGCACCCAGCGUUCAGAACAGAAUGUUCCAAACGCUGGGGCAGCAGAGAACCCCUUUAAAUGUCAUUGUAGCCUAUGCUUUGAAGCCAACAAUGGUGGGUCAUGCCCAGAAUAGACUCACUGCUUCAUUGUUAUAUUUCUUAUGUAUUCUAUACAUCCUUCAGCACGUCCCACUCCAUAAAUGAGCCGAGUAGUGUAAAUGUAAACUGGCGGUUUUAUGGAGGUGGACACUCCAUGUAUAUAACAUGGUGGCUCAUCCAACUGGAGAUAAAUUCUGGGUCAUCAAAUAUUUUCCUUUUUGAUCCUUCCUUGCUUGUGUAGGCAGCUAGUAACCGGGAAAUGCUGACAGAUCUCAUAGCUGAUGUAAUGGGAUAAAGUUACUGUGUGACAAUUAGCUAAGAAACAAAGAUAAUACAGUACGAGGCUGGCAGGUUACAUUGAGUAUAGUGAUUGGUUUUAGAUGGGAGGAUGCCAGUGUUUGCUUUUAUGCAUUAACAUUUUUUAUACAGUAUAAAUCUACAGAAGCCAGUCUAUGGUCGCUGAAACAUAUAUAACUGCAUCUUCAUUGUAUUUCUAAGACGCUCGCCAGUACAACAAUCACUUCCAAAAUAUAUCUGCUUCUGAAAAUCCAGGUAGUAGACUUUCUAUAGCUGGGUUCAGACAGAAGGGCAGAUAGGAAAGAGGCUACUGAACCUGUACUCUAAGCUUGUCUGUGGAUGUGCCGAAUCAAGCCAAUAUGUCUCUUGGUAGAAGUAACUUGGACCCCGCCUGUGGUUUAAUCCCUGUCCGUUAGGAAACAGCCUGUCCCUGGGGUUCAGUGUUCCCUAAAAUUGGCAUAACAGGACAUGAAAAGCCCUAGCAAACUUCAAAAUGUGGGUUAUUUAUUCAAGUAACUGCUUUAAGAUACAAUAAAGUAUUUUCUCCCUUCAGUAAA
Messenger RNA from Hyla sarda, 2776 nucleotides. It is a transcript of the gene TSPAN31, whose product is annotated as tetraspanin 31. The transcript has 6 exons. Lineage: Eukaryota; Metazoa; Chordata; Amphibia; Anura; Hylidae. Bases 156 to 794 code for a protein of 212 amino acids. Gene Ontology annotation, cellular component: membrane. The record is from RefSeq and is a predicted model, not a curated record.